This is a messenger RNA of Mizuhopecten yessoensis (Yesso scallop), 725 nucleotides long. RefSeq lists its product as uncharacterized. Gene Ontology annotation, molecular function: protein binding. The coding region runs from base 102 to 692 and encodes 196 amino acids. The transcript has 6 exons. NCBI's taxonomy places the organism in Eukaryota, Metazoa, Mollusca, Bivalvia, Pectinida, Pectinidae. The record is from RefSeq and is a predicted model, not a curated record.
GUCAAAAUCCAUGAUAAGGAAUUCGUGUGAAUGUUUGCAGUAACCAACCAUACCAGAUUCGUAACUACAUGUGAUUAUAAUUCUGAAGACACAAACACAUCAUGAUUUUUGCAAUAUUCUUUGUGACCGGUGCUCUUUUGGUUGAUGGAAAGACGUAUCAUACACAAGAGUCCUGGCAAACGGGUGGUGAUGAACCAUCUCGCCAUGUAUCAAGUCGUUCACUGGUCCAACACUGGGAAAACGUUUUGGCCAAAGGCAAGUGUGGUUUUCCAAUGUUCACCUGUCAUGUAAGUGAAGUGUGUUUAUAUUCUUUGAGCGAAUUAUGCGAUGGCAGAGACAAUUGCCAACACGGGGAGGAUGAAAAACAUUGUACACAUGAAGACAAAGGUGCUAUUGCGUUUAUUCGUAACAUAUUUGAAGUAACAAGUUCACCUACUGCUCGACAUACGCAUAGCCACAACUCACAUGGGCAUCACCACCACGAACAUGUUACCAAACAAACGCACUCAACUCAUGCAAGCCAUCAUGGUGUUUCACAUUUUGUUCCAAUUACUGCCAAACCAAGUACUACAUCACGAACGACCUUCGCCCCAACACAAACAAAAGGAACAUCAUCAUCCACCGUGACACCACACUGGAUAAAGUUUACCCAGUCUACCGUUCCAUCAGUGAUCUUGUCAUUAUUGGGAUAAUUACGUUCUAAAUGUUAAAACAAUAAAGAUAUU